AUGAAGUUCCCCCUUGCGACUGUUGCACUGGCUGCCGUUGCUGCUGCUUCUUCCACCAGUGGCAACCCUGCCCCUCCUACCGGCGGUACCUGUAACAUCAACGGCAAGAAUAACGGAAAGAUGUGCGCUGCUCAGUGGCAAAAUGGGGGCGGAACUGAGGGAUUUGUUUCUCUGGAUGUCAAAGUACCCAUCACUAACGGACAUAAGUGA
This is a messenger RNA of Penicillium pulvis, 210 nucleotides long. RefSeq lists its product as uncharacterized. The transcript is spliced from 2 exons. The coding region runs from base 1 to 210 and encodes 69 amino acids. Lineage: Eukaryota; Fungi; Ascomycota; Eurotiomycetes; Eurotiales; Aspergillaceae. The record is from RefSeq and is a predicted model, not a curated record.